GGCAGCCACCGACGGGAUCGCCGACGGCCCCGGUGCAGCCCCCGCCCCAGGGGUUUCCGCGCGGGGGUCGCUCCGGGGCUCCUGCCCUCCGCCGUCGGGGCGACCGGGCGGCCGGGCGGCUUUGGGGUGAGCGCCCCCCGCCGCCAUGCCCGCGCGUCCCGGGCCGCUGUGGCUGCUGGGCCUGGCGCUGUGCGCACUGAGCGCCGGCGGCCCCGGCCCGCGCCCCCCGCCCGGCCUCCCGCCCCGCCGCCUGGGCGCCCGCGAGCGGCGCGACGUGCAGCGCGAGAUCCUGGCGGUGCUCGGGCUGCCCGGCCGGCCCCGGCCCCGGCCCCGCGCGCCCCCCGCCGCCGCCCGGCUGCCCGCGUCCGCGCCGCUCUUCAUGCUGGACCUCUACCACGCCAUGGCCGGCGACGACGACGACGACGCGGCCCGCGAGCGGCGCCUGGGCCGCGCCGACCUGGUCAUGAGCUUCGUCAACAUGGUGGAGCGUGACUGCACACUGGGGCUCCCAGAGCCGCACUGGAAGGAGUUCCUCUUUGACCUGACCCAGAUCCCGGCAGGGGAGGCAGUCACAGCUGCCCAGUUCCGCAUCUACAAGCUGCCCAGCAGCCGCCCACUCAACCAGACCCUCCACAUCAGCGUGUUCAAGGUGGUCAGGGAGCUCACCAACAGGGAGUCUGACUUGUUGUUUUUGGAUCUUCAGACGCUCCAAGCUGGGGACGAGGGCUGGCUGGUGUUGGAUGUGACAGCAGCCAGUGACCGAUGGUUGCUGAACCGUAAUCAGGACCUGGGACUCCGCCUCUAUGUGGAAACAGAGGAUGGGCGCAGCGUGGAUCCUGGCCUGGCUGGUCUGCUGGGGCAGCGGGCACCGCGCUCCAAACAGCCUUUCAUGGUCACCUUUUUCAGGGCCAGCCCCAGCCCUGCCCGAGCCCCCCGGGCCGUGAGGCCCCUGAAGAGGAGGCUCCAGAAAAAAACCAACGAGCUGCCGCAGCAGAACAAGCUCCCAGGAAUCUUUGCUGCUGUCCAGGGCACCGAGGGCCAGCAGGUGUGCCGUCGGCAUGAGCUCUACGUCAGCUUCCGGGACCUUGGCUGGCUGGACUGGGUCAUCGCCCCCCAGGGCUACUCGGCCUACUACUGUGAGGGGGAGUGCUCCUUCCCGCUGGGCUCCUGCAUGAACGCCACCAACCACGCCAUCCUGCAGUCCCUGGUGCAUCUGAUGAAGCCAGACGCCGUCCCCAAGGCGUGCUGUGCCCCCACCAAGCUGAGCGCCACUUCUGUGCUCUACUACGACAGCAGCAACAACGUCAUCCUGCGCAAACACCGCAACAUGGUGGUCAAGGCCUGCGGCUGCCACUGAGGCCUCUAGCCCGCUGCAGCGCCUCCCACAGCACCAGGCUGCUUUCCAGAGAUGGGGCUUCCAGUGUUGUCAUAGCUGGGGGUGGGAGGCGGUGAAGUCCAACAGGGAGGUGAUCCCUGCUCAGGCCCUCUGCCCUUCCUUCCUCUGGGGUCUGCAGGAGACCGUGCCCCAGCACUGGCCCUGAUGGUCUGGUGUACACACACUGACCCUAAGGUGCUGGCUGCUGAAUGUGGUCAGUGGCAGUCUCAGGCCUGGUCCUCACCAUCCUGGCCCUGACCAUGUCCAAGGAUCACCAGGAGCUUGAGGUUGCGCGAUCAGGCCUCGUGCCUCAUGUCUGUGUAGGAGCAGGGGUGUGGCCCUCCCCAGCGCAACACCAGCCACUUCUGGGGUGGAGCUGGGCAUGCACAUACCCCCAGUGGUUUGUCAACAGGUCCCCAGCCUCGCCCUUGAAUAGUGAACACAUUGGAGUAGGAAUAAGCUGAAUGGGCCUCAAGUUUAAAGCUGACGCUGGAAAAAUGUUUCAGGACAUGUGUUUUCUCUGGUCCUGGGCCUGCCUGGCAGUCUUCAGUCUGCGGAGUAGGUGUGACCCUUGAUACAGUUUCCUGGGGGAUUUCACUUCUUUCUGCUGCUUCUUCUGGGCUCAGCACUGGGCCAGAGCUAUCUUGUAGCAGACAAAACCUGUGGUUGCAGUGGGUGACCCACACAGCUCAGAUGCCACUACUGCCUGUACACAGCAGUGUUCAGCCUGGGUACUUCUUCCACUUCUGCACCUGGGCAGGGUCUCAUUAUUCUCAGCACACAACUCCAGGCCGCCAGCAUGCAGAGCAGGAAGGAACGCACUCCCCACCUGCAUGAGAAUGCCACUAGAGUCCAGGAGUUAGGAAGAAGCAGGUCAGUGAAGUCUGCAUCACCCUGUGUGCCCAGGAACCUUGUCCUGUGCCUUGAGGUCUGUCAGCCAAAGGAAAGGCCCCUGUUCCAGGAGAGUGACAGGCAGCAAUUAGGCUGAGCUGGGUGGGGAGCUUCCUGGAAGCCACUGUUCUCCUUGGAGCCACUGGCAGCUGGAGUGUUUGUUUAAUUUUUGACUUGCUAAGCCUAUAAUUUACCUGCUGGAACAGAUAGGCUCUAGCUGCCUGUACCCUGAAAUACCGAGUCAUUAAAAGCAGAUCCUGGGCCCACGCCUACCCGCAGGGACAUAGGGAUGAGCAUCUCUGAAGUCUGCCUUCAGCCCUGGGGAGGGGCUCCAGAGUGUUUGGUGGGGCACUGGGGCCAUGCUGCAGAUAGCAUCCCCUCCAGCUGGGCCUGGGAGGAUCUAGGAAGCAAGUGAAGAGGUGUUGACUGCCCCCAUGUAUAGAGAGGAUGGGCCCAGGCUGGGUAUAAGGUGCCGAGCUCCCCACUAGCCUGAGGCUUCUAGCUUUGACUUUCAAGGAUUGGACCAGGCCCUGGCUGGAACGUAGAGACUCCUCUUUCUCAACCACUGACUUGCUUGUGCCUGGACAAGUCCCCUUUCUGAUCCCAGAUUCAGUUUUUCAUCUGUGACAUGAGGACACAGGUCCCUCAUCUCAAGAGGCUGCUCCAGUCAAAGCAUCUGCUUCCCCUGCUGCCCUUCUCCACACUCACAGAGCAGGAGGUGGCCAGGACAUGGCACCUGCCACUUCAGAACCUGACUUAACAGCUGUCCUCCAGCAUCAAGGACAGUGCAGGCCUGGAAAAUCUUCUGACAGAUGUCAGUAUUUGGUCUCUUCAAUGGUUUGGGGGCACCAGGAAAGUUUGUGAAGUCACCGUUUUGAAGAUGUGGACUCCGUUGGUCUCAGCCAUCAGGCGUAUAGAACAGAACAUAAGAAUCAUGCUGUGACUCCCUUUUCAUGCAGUGAAGAUGGAAGUACAGCAGUCCUGGCCUUCCUGCAGACUUCAGGCACCACCAGAAGGCCUGCCUCUAAGUGAGAUCAAAUAGAAGAAGCCUCCGAGCAGGUUGAAAAUUAAAGAAGCCAAGCCGACAAGGCUACCAUGUUCAGUAGCCAAGCUCAUUUUGGCUCUCUGCUCACCUUUGGCAGUGAUUCAGCUUAUGCUCAAACCUUCGGGUUAGAAGCAUGAAUAAGGGCAACCAACUCAGUCUCGCUGGCUGCAAAGCAAAUGCUACAGGAAGGGUGAAUGUGGAACAAUGGUGAGAGUCACCACAGGUGGCAGAGUGCUCUGUCUGCCUCACCCCAGUGCCUUGGGGUCAUGGAUACAACAAAUAUUCUUUUGUGUCUACACAGGCAAGUGGGUAGCUCGAUUCAAGAAAUACUCUGCAGCUCCACAGGAGAGUGAGAAAGGAGAGCGUGUCUUUUGGAGCCAGUAGGCCUAGUCUGAAACUGCCUUCAGCCUUUUGUUGAUCUGUUUGUCCACACUCUUGUGGGGCCCUCGUGGGGCACUGACCUCUUUGCAUCAUAUCUGCACUUGUCUGGGAUGAAUAGCAUCACUUUGUACUCUUGCCCUAAAUGAAUUUGCAAUAUUGGGCCUCCCAUGUGCCUUCUUGUUAAAAAAAAAAAAAAUCUACUUCUGAAUGUGUCCAGGAAGUGCCGCUAUAUUUUCUUCAAAGCUGUGUUUCCCCUAUAAGGCUUAAAUAUGGUCUCUCUUGGGGUGAAGCUUGGAGGUACACCCCCCAUGUCACUCUAGCAAUGGCCAGCACUCUGCCGAGGACAUGGCUGUAUUAUGAUAUCCCCAAUCACUUUACUCCACCCCAUCCCACUGGAACAGGGGGAUUCUCUCCUUAGAAAGUCUUGAGCAAACAUUUAUUUGGCCUUUUUUUUUUUUCUCCAAGCUUCUCUCUCACUUAAGAAAAUACCAUAUUAGGGGCCGGGUGGUGAUGCACCUGGUUAAGUGAACGUCAUAUUACCAUACACAAGGACCAAAGUUCAAAGCCCCCUGUCCCCACCUGCAGGGUGAAAGCUUCAUGAGUGGUGAAGGAGUGCUGCAGGUGUAUCUCUCUCUCUCCUGCUCUCUCAAUUUCUCUCUGUUCUAAAGAAAAGGAAUAAAAGAGGUUAAGAAAAGACGACAUGGAGGGCCGGGUGGUGGCGCACCUGGUUGAGCACAUGUAUUACAAUGCUCAAGGCCCCAGGUUUGAGCCCGUGGUCCCCACAUGCAGGGGGAAAGCUGUGCGAGUGGUGAAGCAGGGCUGCAGGUGUCUCUCUCCCUCUCAUCCCCCUCCCUCUUGAUCUCUGGCUGUCGCUAUCCAAUAAAUAAAGAUAAUAAUGAAUUUUUAAUAAAGAAAAUACUACAUGGAUGCUAAGGAAAAUUAUCUAAAAUGAUAAAUUAGUGGUCCAGGAGGUGGCGAAGUGAUAAAGCUUUGGAUUCUCAAGCAUGAGGUCCUGAGUUCAGUCCCUGGCAGCACAUGUGCCAGAGUGAUAUCUGGUUCUUUCUCUCUCCUAUCUUUCUCAUAAAUAAAUAAAUAAAUAAAAUCUUUAAAAAAUAUUUAAGGGAGUUGGGUGGUAGCACAGCAGGUUAAGCACACAUGGCACGAAGCACAGGACUGGUGUAAGGAUCCCAGUUCAAGCCCCCAGCUCCCCACCUGCAGGUCUGCAGAUGUCUUUCUCUCCCCCUCUGUCUUUCCCUCCUCUCUCCAUUUCUCUCUGUCCUAUCCGACAACAACAUCAAUAAUAACUACAACAAUAAAACAAGGGCAACAAAAGGGAAUAAAUAAAUAAAAUAAAACUGAAUCUUUAAAAAGAAAAAAACAAGAUUACAAACUCAUGUAGUCCCAAUCACAUAUAAAGUAAUAAUUCCUUCCAGUUGUUUCUUCACACAUACAGUUAUCUUUCUGUGUAAUAUAUGGGUGUUUACAAAGUUGGAUCAUACUCUGCACUGUUUGGUGAUGUGAUUUGUUCAAUGAUCUAUUUUGACCCUUUUGUUAUUAAAUAUUCUUGGAAACAA
Messenger RNA from Erinaceus europaeus (western European hedgehog), 5266 nucleotides. RefSeq names its product bone morphogenetic protein 8A. The coding region runs from base 146 to 1357 and encodes 403 amino acids. Gene Ontology annotation, molecular function: cytokine activity; growth factor activity. The transcript has 7 exons. Gene Ontology annotation, biological process: SMAD protein signal transduction. Lineage: Eukaryota; Metazoa; Chordata; Mammalia; Eulipotyphla; Erinaceidae. The record is from RefSeq and is a predicted model, not a curated record. Gene Ontology annotation, cellular component: extracellular region.